AUGUCAGGGAUGGACGUCUUGGGUUUGAUGUCAAACCCCAGCAUACACAACAAAGUGUCCCAUGCGCACCCCUACGCCUCGGCGAUCUCCUCUUCCGCUUCUUCCUCCUCUUCCUCCGUCUUCUCUCUCGAUGGCCUCUCCUCCCAGGGCUCCAUCUCUUCCGUCUCCACGAAUCCGGUCGAUGUGAUCUGGGAGAAUGAGGGGGAAAUGGCGGCUGCCCAGUGCCCUCGUGGUGCUGUACCUGCCAAUGUGGCCAAACUGGCAGAGCCUACGGUCGCACCCGAAUUGCGCAAGCAUCCUCGGCGCACCAAUAGCUUUGUCGUCCAAGCUAACGGCACCCUCAGUGCGCGUCCUCCGCCCUGUCUGCUCCGUCAGUCGGACCGGAAGGUCAGCUUUGUUGACAACCUCGUCGACACCGCCUCUCAGAUUGUCGAAAUCAUUUGGCCCUUGUCCGCCGUUGCCAUGCGCAGCGAUUCCGCCACGGGCUGCAAGGGCAUCCUGCCGCUUCGCACAUUCAUCCAGGAGACGCUCCGCCGAUCGCGCACGAGCUAUAGCACCUUGCAGGUGGCUUUGUACUACCUGAUCAAGAUCAAGCCUCACGUUCCCAACCAGGACUUUACUAGGGAACAGCGGCGCGAGAAGCCCCUUGGCCGUGCGAUGCAGUGUGGUCGGCGCAUGUUCCUGGCUGCCCUGAUUCUGGCAUCCAAGUACCUGCAGGACCGUAACUACUCCGCUCGUGCAUGGAGCAAGAUCUCCGGCCUGAACACGCUUGAGAUCAAUCAGAAUGAGCUGAUGUUCCUCGAGGCCAUCGAUUGGCGCCUGCACAUGCCCGACGCUCUCUUCCAGCGCUGGACUGAGAUCGUCCUCCGCUUCACCCCGGGCGCCGGCGGCGCUCCCCUCGCCGAGGGCCACUGCUGGCGUACCAUUCUCCCGCGUCUGACCCCGGAGCUAGAUACCCUGGAUCUUUUCCUCCCUUCGAUGAGCCCGGUGGCUGGUCCGAGCAGCAGCUUCGAUGUUGGUUUGAUGGCUGAUACGCCGUCGCCCCGUAGCAGCAGUAGCAGCGAUGCUGCUCCCAGUCCCGUCUCGUGCGAACAGACAAUGCCCGCUGGCGGCCCCCGCGCUUUUCCUCCGAUGCCUUCCCUUGUUCGGCCAGGAAUGCUCCCGACGCCGCAGCUGACGCCGCGGUCGGUCCUCACCACGACUCCUGCAGUGAGUCUUGGCGGGUUUCCUCCGCGUGGGACCUCGAUCGGUGCCGCCAUGUCGCAGGCGCAGAGUCUCUCUCUGUCGCGGUCAACGCUCGACCAACGGCCGCCGCCGUCGCUCACCUCGUGUCCCAAGGCGGGGCCCUCCUCCUCCUUCGAGGGCUACUACCCCACCAUGGUUCGCCGGUCCUCCUUGGCUCGGUCAACCUCAUCGGCCUCCUCGCCGGAGUCAAUGGUGUCCGACGUGUCCACCCUAUCCUCGCGCUCGUCGCGCUCGUCGCGCUCGUCGUCCAUCUCGUCAACGGCCUCGGGCAACUGUGCGCCUGUACCGCCGCGUCUGGCGGUCCAGGCCACCCGGCGAUGCGCUAACGCCUCCAUCAAGGAGGCCCGCAAGCCGCUCGCCAUUGCCUCUCCCAUUGACGAGACCUCGCUGGGCGAGGUGUACCACUCUCCUGGUGACUAUACGGGUCCGGUCGGCCCUGUUCCAGACCUCUCCCACUUCUCUCUGGGCACACCCGUGGAUCUGACCCCCUCGGCGCAUGAGGCCGCCAAGAGCUUGUGUGAGCUCUCGGCUGCUGCCUCCACCACCGACGUGCGGAGAUGCCGGAAACGUGGUCGCACCGGGUCCGACGACCUGCUGUUGCAGCAUCAUGUCCGGCAUUUGAUCCAGCUACAUGCGAAUCGCGACAGCGCCGUUCUUCCUGACGGCUCACUGCCUGCCUCGUUCCUGAUGUCCGAACCGCAUCAGCCGCAAGCCGCCGUGUCGGCGCACUCCCUGAACCCGAUCCGGCUGCCUCCAGUCCCUCUGUCUGGACCGAUUGGUAUGAAGCGCGCAUGCUGCGGCAGCGAAGCUCGCCAGAUCGCACUACACUCGGGACUGCGGCCUGGCUUCAUGAAUUAG
Molecule: messenger RNA, 2103 nt
Organism: Penicilliopsis zonata CBS 506.65
Lineage: Eukaryota; Fungi; Ascomycota; Eurotiomycetes; Eurotiales; Aspergillaceae
Exons: 3
Coding region: 1-2103 (700 amino acids)
Biological process (GO): regulation of cyclin-dependent protein serine/threonine kinase activity
Cellular component (GO): nucleus; cyclin-dependent protein kinase holoenzyme complex
Molecular function (GO): protein kinase binding; cyclin-dependent protein serine/threonine kinase regulator activity
Source: RefSeq, a predicted model, not a curated record